This is a messenger RNA of Anguilla rostrata (American eel), 2136 nucleotides long. Its product is annotated as histone-lysine N-methyltransferase PRDM9-like. The transcript has 4 exons. NCBI's taxonomy places the organism in Eukaryota, Metazoa, Chordata, Actinopteri, Anguilliformes, Anguillidae. Gene Ontology annotation, molecular function: RNA polymerase II cis-regulatory region sequence-specific DNA binding; DNA-binding transcription factor activity. Gene Ontology annotation, biological process: regulation of transcription by RNA polymerase II. Bases 1 to 2136 code for a protein of 711 amino acids. The record is from RefSeq and is a predicted model, not a curated record.
AUGGCAUGGACCGCGGCCGGACAGGCAGAGGGCGGACCGGACACUGACUUACAGACUCCGGCGGGGACUGGGUUGGAGCCACGCCAUCGACGGGCGCCAACUCCGCACCGAGCGAACGAGAGGCCGCGUGCCGAGCAGCUGCGCCGAGAGUCCCGGGAGCUUCGCGGGCACGAGCUCUUGGUGUGGUAUGCAGAUGAGUACGCCCAGGAGCUGGGCAUCAUCUGGGACUCCCUCUGGAACAAAAAGUGCACUUCAGCAGUUGCGUCGACAGACGAGCCCUCAAAGGUCUUCCCCUGUACUCAGUGCCAGUUCUCCUUCGCUGCAGAAGUCUACCUCUACAAGCACAUCAAGCGCUCUCAUCCCGAGGAGUUCGUGAAGCUCCAGGGGUCGGGGUCUAUCAGGCCCGCGAGUCGCGUUCCUCUCUGCGGCCCGAUCCCGGCGCCCCCGGCCUCUAACGAGCUCUGCACACAGACGUCCGCCCCCGACGCUCGCGCGGCUCUCUCAGGCGCUCAGAACGGGACUCGCCGCGGCCCGCUACCGAAAUCACCAAACGAUCAAAUUCGCAGAGGCGAAGGACCGCAUUCCUGCGCUCGGUGUGGGAAGGGUUCCGUUGACCCGGAAGGUCUGAGAGUUCACGAGUGUGCUGAGAAAGGGGAGGGGCCAAACUGCCGCAGCCAGCAUGGGAGGAGUUUCAGCGACUCGGAAAGCGCGAAAGAGCAGGAGCGCGCCGAGGCAGGGGAGAGGCCCCACCGCUGCGCCGAGUGCGGGAGGAGCUUCAGCCGCUCGUGCCACCUCAAAAGGCACGAGCGGACCAUUCACGUCAAAGAGAGGCCGUACUGCUGCAGCCAGUGCGGGAAGUGCUUCAGCCAGUCGGCGGGGCUGAAGAGGCACCAGCAGGUCCACGCCGGGGGGAGGCGGAACCACUGGAGGGCGGACGCGACGUCCGAGGUCUUCCCCUGCUCGCACUGCGCGUUCUCCUUCACGUCGGAGCUCCUCCUCCACAAGCACGCCAAGCGCCAUCACCCGGAGGAGCGCCGCCAACCGCCCAAGUCCGAGUCCGACGGGGCCGAGGGCGACGCCCAGAAGCCGCUGCCGUCCCCCGAGGCCCCGCCCAAUCCGGCCAGGCCCACCCCGGCUCACAGGAACUCGAGGAAAGGGCGGAUCCUCAAGCGCCUCAGAGCCUCGGCGCCGGCGAAGCGCCAGAAGGCGGAGCGGCGGUUCGGCUGCCCUCGCUGCGGGAAGGGUUUCGCCGACGCCGAGGCCCUGGGGGGCCACCCGUGCGAGACGGAGGAGGGGCCGUUCCACUGCGCCGAGUGCGGCAGGAGCUUCACCCGCUCCUGCAACCUCAGGAGGCACGAGCGGACCAUUCACACCAAAGAGAAGCCCUACUGCUGCAGCCAGUGCGGGAAGUGCUUCAGCCAGUCGGCCGGCCUGAAGAGGCACCAGCAGGUCCACGCGGACGGGCGGCGGAGCCACCCGGGCGCGGACGUGUCCGCUCAGGUCUUCUCCUGCUCGUGCUGCUCCUUCUCCUUCACGGCCGAGCGCUACCUGUACAAGCACAGGAAGCGGUACCACCCUCUGGAGCACCUGCGCAGGACCGGGUCGGUCAGGGUGGCUCAGGUCGGGGAGGGACCCAACUACUGCACCCAGUGCGGGAAGAGUUUCAGCUGCCUGAAAAGCCUUAAAGCUCACCACUGCAUGCGGGUGGGCGAGAAGCUGUACCUCUGCACGGAGUGCGGGAAGAGCUUCUCCUGGUUCUACGGCCUCCGGCAGCACCAGCGCAUCCACACCGGGGAGAAGCCGUUCGGCUGCACCCAGUGCGGGAAGCGCUUCGUCCACUCGGGCCAGCUGAACGUUCACAUGCGGACCCACACCGGGGAGAAGCCCUUCCUCUGCACCGAGUGCGGCGAGAGCUUCCGCCAGUCGGGGGACCUGAAGCGGCACGAGCGGAAGCACACGGGGGUGCGGCCGUGCCGCUGCGACGAGUGCGGGAAGAGCUUCAGCCGCCCGCAGAGCCUUAAAGCGCACCAGCAGCUGCACACGGGAGAGAAACUGUACCACUGCACCGUGUGCAGCAAGAGCUUCGCUCGAAGCUGGCACCUAAGAAGACACCAUCAAAAAAUGCAUUCCGUAUGA